UCAUUGCCUAUAAACCCAACCACCACCCACUCGCCACCGGAUCAUCGUUCCUUCCAAUAAGCAGCCUUCUUCUUCUUCUUCUUCUUCUUCUUCUUCUUCAUGGAGCCUAAUGGCACCACCACCAACUACAGGUCGCAUUGCCUCCAAAUAAGCAUGGAAGAAAUUCACAAGGUGGUGGCACCGCCACGCAGGACCACCCUGGAGAAGCUGAGGGCCAAGCUGAAGGAAAUGUUCUUCCCUGACGACCCUCUUCGCCAAUUCAAGGGUCAGCCAUUGAGGAAGAAGCUGGUCCUUGCAGCCCAGUAUUUCUUCCCUAUCCUUCAAUGGGCCCCCAAUUACAGCCUCACUCUCUUCAAAUCCGACAUCGUUUCCGGCCUCACCAUCGCCAGCUUGGCCAUCCCCCAGGGAAUCAGUUAUGCUAAGCUAGCAAGCCUUCCUCCAAUUGUGGGACUCUAUUCCAGUUUUGUGCCUCCUCUGGUUUAUGCUGUUCUGGGAAGCUCGAGGGACCUUGCAGUAGGACCUGUGUCGAUUGUCCUGGUGCUGGGAUCGAUGCUGAGGCAGGAAGUGUCCCCGGCUUCUGACCCUGUUCUGUUUCUCGAGUUGGCCUUCACUUCAACCCUCUUUGCUGGUCUCUUUCAAGCGUCUCUUGGAAUCCUGAGGCUAGGCUUCAUCAUUGACUUCUUAUCAAAGGCCAUCCUGAUUGGGUUUAUGGCCGGAGCUGCUAUAAUUGUGUCUCUGCAACAACUAAAAAGCCUCUUGGGGAUUAGUCAUUUCACUACCCAGAUGGGCCUAGUACCUGUGAUGACCUCAGUUUUUCACAAUUCCCAUGAGUGGUCAUGGCAAACAAUAGUGAUGGGGUUUUGCUUCUUGGUGUUGCUCCUAUUGGCAAGACACGUUAGCAUGAGGAGGCCAAAGCUUUUCUGGGUCUCAGCUGGUGCUCCUCUCGUGUCCGUGAUAAUCUCUACCCUCCUGGUAUUUGCAAUAAAGGGUCAGCAUCAUGGCAUCAGUGUUAUAGGAAAAUUGCAAGAAGGUUUAAAUCCUCCUUCAUGGAAUAUGCUGCGCUUUCAUGGAAGUCGUCUGGGUCUAGUAAUCAAAACUGGGCUUAUCACUGGCAUUUUGUCCCUCACUGAAGGUAUUGCAGUCGGAAGGACUUUUGCAGCUCUCAAGAACUACAAAGUGGAUGGAAAUAAGGAGAUGAUGGCAAUUGGCUUCAUGAAUGUGGUUGGCUCCUUUACUUCCUGCUAUGUUACAACAGGUGCUUUCUCUAGAUCAGCAGUCAAUAACAAUGCAGGAGCAAAAUCAGCAGUGUCAAAUAUAGUAAUGUCUGUGACAGUUAUGGUGACUCUCCUGUUUCUCAUGCCACUGUUUCAAUACACUCCAAAUGUUGUACUCGGAGCAAUCAUAGUGACAGCUGUAAUCGGCCUCAUUGAUAUCCCUGCUGCUUAUUACAUCUGGAAGUUAGACAAAUACGAUUUCAUCGUGAUGCUCACUGCAUUCUUGGGCGUCAUUUUUAUCUCUGUGCAGGAAGGCCUUGCUCUUGCAGUUGGGUUGUCAAUUUUGAAGAUCCUCCUGCAAGUUACAAGGCCUAAGACAGUGAUGUUGGGGAACAUACCAGGUACAGAUAUAUAUCGAAAUGUUGAUCAUUAUGAGGAAGCUGUGAAGUUGCCUGGUUUUCUCCUUUUAAGCAUCGAGGCUCCCAUCAAUUUCGCAAACAUCACAUAUCUCAACGAGAGGAUUUUACGAUGGAUAGAAGAAUAUGAAGAGGAAGAUAGCGUUAAGAAAGGCUCAAGUCUUCAAUAUGUGAUUCUGGAAAUGUCAGCUGUGAGCAGCGUUGACACAAGUGGAGUCUCACUUUUCAGAGAAUUGAAACAAGCAAUGAAAAAUAAGGGCAUUGAGAUUGUGCUGGUGAAUCCUCUGGCUGAAGUUAUGGAGAAGUUGAAGAAAGCAGAUGAAGGCAACGACUUGAUCAGAGCAGAUAACCUUUUCUUGACAGUUGGGGAGGCUGUGGCUUCACUUUCAUCAACAACGAAGAGCCAAGCAUCAAAUAUGGAAGAAGGGGCAUAAGCAAUGCCUCACUUCAUAAUUAUACGGGCAAGUUUGCAAACAAAAUCAUCAAAAGUAAAAUGAAGAAGCCGCAAGGAAGGAGAGAAAGAGAGUAUAGUAGCUAUGAAAUGGAGCAAAUUGUAUAUCUCUUUAGUCUAAAUGAUUUGAUAUUACGAUGAUUGAGGAGCAUUAAUGAGAAAGGAGUGGGAAUUUUGUCA
Messenger RNA from Prosopis cineraria, 2261 nucleotides. RefSeq names its product probable sulfate transporter 3.3. Gene Ontology annotation, cellular component: membrane. The record is from RefSeq and is a predicted model, not a curated record. Gene Ontology annotation, biological process: transmembrane transport. NCBI's taxonomy places the organism in Eukaryota, Viridiplantae, Streptophyta, Magnoliopsida, Fabales, Fabaceae. Gene Ontology annotation, molecular function: secondary active sulfate transmembrane transporter activity.